AGACGGUGGGAUGCUUAGCAGAGGAGGUUAGACACCGGAGGCAACUAGGGGAGCCCAGCCGCGGCGCCUGAGCCUCGGGGCGGCAGGAGCCCUCAGCUGGGGUAUGGACGUCGCCCGGGAAGAAGGACGGUUCAGUUGCUAGGCAACCCGGCCUGGACCCGCCUCUCGCUGGCGUUGCUGGGAGACGACGAGGCCAGGGGGAGGGCGGCGAGAGGGCCCUACGUGCUGACGCUAAUUGUAUAUGAGCGCAAGCGGCGGGCUCUUGGGUCUUUUUUAGCGCCAUCUGCUCGCAGCGCCGCCUCCUGCUCCUCCCGCCGCCUCCUGCUCCUCCCGCCGCCGCUGCUGCCCUGAGUCACUGCCUGCGCAGCUCCGGCCGCCUGGCUCCCCAUACUAGCCGCCGAUAUUUGGAGUUCUUACAACAUGGCAGACAUUGACAACAAAGAACAGUCUGAACUUGAUCAAGAUUUGGAUGAUGUUGAAGAAGUAGAAGAAGAAGAAACUGGUGAAGAAACAAAAAUCAAAGCACGUCAGCUAACUGUUCAGAUGAUGCAAAAUCCUCAGAUUCUUGCAGCCCUUCAAGAAAGACUUGAUGGUCUGGUAGAAACACCAACAGGAUACAUUGAAAGCCUGCCUAGGGUAGUUAAAAGACGAGUGAAUGCUCUCAAAAACCUGCAAGUUAAAUGUGCACAGAUAGAAGCCAAAUUCUAUGAGGAAGUUCACGAUCUUGAAAGGAAGUAUGCUGUUCUCUAUCAGCCUCUAUUUGAUAAGCGAUUUGAGAUUAUUAAUGCAAUUUAUGAGCCUACGGAAGAAGAAUGUGAAUGGAAACCAGAUGAAGAAGAUGAGAUUUCGGAGGAAUUGAAAGAAAAGGCCAAGAUUGAAGAUGAGAAAAAGGAUGAAGAAAAAGAAGACCCCAAAGGAAUUCCUGAAUUUUGGUUAACUGUUUUUAAGAAUGUUGACUUGCUCAGUGAUAUGGUUCAGGAACAUGAUGAACCUAUUCUGAAGCACUUGAAAGAUAUUAAAGUGAAGUUCUCAGAUGCUGGCCAGCCCAUGAGUUUUGUCUUAGAAUUUCACUUUGAGCCCAAUGAAUAUUUUACAAAUGAAGUGCUGACAAAGACAUAUAGGAUGAGGUCAGAACCAGAUGAUUCUGAUCCCUUUUCUUUUGAUGGACCAGAAAUUAUGGGUUGUACGGGGUGCCAGAUAGAUUGGAAAAAAGGAAAGAAUGUCACUUUGAAAACCAUCAAGAAGAAGCAGAAACACAAGGGACGCGGGACAGUUCGUACUGUGACUAAAACAGUUUCCAAUGACUCUUUCUUUAAUUUUUUUGCCCCUCCUGAAGUUCCCGAGAGUGGAGAUCUGGAUGAUGAUGCUGAAGCUAUCCUUGCUGCAGACUUCGAAAUUGGUCACUUUUUACGUGAACGUAUAAUCCCAAGAUCAGUGUUAUACUUUACUGGAGAAGCUAUUGAAGAUGAUGAUGAUGAUUAUGAUGAAGAAGGUGAAGAAGCGGAUGAGGAAGGGGAAGAAGAAGGAGAUGAGGAAAAUGAUCCAGACUAUGACCCGAAGAAGGAUCAAAACCCAGCAGAGUGCAAGCAGCAGUGAAGCAGGAUGUAUGUGGCCUUGAGGAUAACCUGCACUGUAAUAGCCUAAACACAACUCUUAUUUACUUACAGCCUUAUGUUUUUGUAUUUUCUUGGUAGACUAGGUAAUUUUUUUUUAAAAAGACAGGAAACUGAUAUUUUAAAGACCAAUUUGUUCUACCUAGCAUUUUAACUAGUUUUUCUGCCAGAUAUGUUGAAUGCACAGAUUCCGUCACGCAUGUUCAUUCAUUACUACAUAAUUUGGUUCUUCUGGAAUAUUUUUAUGUAGCUCUUGGAGUACAGCUAUGAAAAUUAACACCUGUUAAAGGAAAUACUUUUUCUUUUUUCGUAAUUUUUCCUUGAAGAACCAAAGUAUUUUUUCAGCUGGUUGUUGAAUAGGAUUAAGUCCGCUUGGAUUAGCUGUGCCUUUCAUUACUUUGUUACAGAAAUACAGUGACUUAUACUAAGACAAUUCAUCGUUUAAAAAAAAAAAAUUGGCAAGACAGCUGUAUGGUUAAGAAUUUCCAGUAUGACCACACCCAAUAACUGUAUUAGAUUGUUAAUGGAUUAUUUUGUUACAUAGGUGACAUAGUUAAUUGUAAAGUAACCUGAUUCAGGAUAGUUAUUGGUACCACAGUGAGGUGAAUAAAACAGGAUUUUCAGAAGUUAGCCUGAAUUUUGUACUUUUAAAUUUAACCUCCAUUAACUAAGCAUCUUUUCUUUGUGGUAGGGUCUACUUUCUGCUUCCCUGGAAAGGAUGAAUUUACAUCAUUUGACAAGCCUAUUUUCAAGUUAUUUGUUGUUUGUUUGCUUGUUUUUGUUUUUGCAGCCUAAAAUAAAAAUUUCAAAUACAAUUUUAGUUCUUAUAAGAUAAUGUCUUAAUUUUGUACCAAUUCAGGUAGAAGCAGAGGCCUAGCUUGAAUUAAGGGUUAUACUCAGUUUUUACCACAUUAUUGAAGAAAGGGUACCAGCUUUGGAAAGAGAUGCUAUACUAAUAAGCAAGUAUAAAAAAAAGAAGAAAAUCUUAAAUGAUUUGAUGUUUUAAAAAAAAAUUCAUUUUCUUUGGGUUAGAGCUAUAGAGAAGGCCCAGAGCUUCUGUGGUUUCUUCUAAUUGUUAUUGCUUAAAAUAUGAGUAUGUCACUUACCCAUGGUUCUGCUUACUAUGUAUUAAAAUGGGUAGUACUGUUUACUUAACUACCUCAUGGAUGUGUUAAGGCAUAUUGAGUUAAAUCUCUUAAAAUGUUUCUCAAUCUCAUUAAAAGCUCAAAAUUUUGGGCCUAUUUGUAAUGCCAGUGUGACACACAGCAUUUUGUUCACAUUACUCUUUGACAACUAAACUGGAAAACAGAGGUUAAGUACCUCUGUUCUGGAUCUGGGCAGGUAGCACUCUCUUGAUCUUUGUGUGGCUCCUAUUUUUAUAGAAGUGGUUGGAUGUACUAUUUCAUAAGGUCCAAGAAUUUUUUUUCAGAUAUUUUUGAUGACUGUAUUGUAGUAAAUACUACAGGGAUAGCACUAUAUAGUAUUGUAGUCGUGAGACUAAAGUGGAAAUAAGACUAUUUUUGACAAAAGAUGCCGUAAAAUUUCAGACUGUAGAGCCACAUUUACAAUACCUCAGGCUAAUUACUGUUAAUUUUGGAGUUGAAGUUUUUUUUGAUGACAGCAAGGGUGGACUAUUGGAUUGUCAUUAGAGGAAGGUCUAGAUUUCCUGCUCUUAAUAAAAUUACAUUGAAUUUGUUUUUAGAGGUAAUGAAAACUUCCUUUUUGAGAAGUUAGUGAAAAGAUCUUAGAAUGUGAACACAUUGUUUGUAGUGCUAUCCAUUCCUCUCCUGAGAUUUUAACUUACUACUGGAAAUCCUUAACCAAUAAUAAUAGCUUUUAUCUCUUUAUUUUAAAUGAUUUCCUUUGCUUUGAUUAGAGACUCUUGCUUUUUUUUUUUUUUUUUUUUGUAACCAUAGUUCAUCUAAACACAGCCUUUUCUGAACUUUAAAGAUAGAAUCCCAUUUUUAAUGAACUGAAGUAGCAAAAUCAUCUUUUUGAUUCUUUUAGGAAAUAGCUAUUGCCAAAGUGACGGUGUAGAUAAUACCUAGUCUUGUUAUGUAAUGGAGAUGUGGUUUGCAGAAGAAUUUUCUUUAUAAUAUUGAAGUUUCAGGGGAUGUCAGUGUUUAUGCCAUUUUUCCAGUUCCAAAAUGAUUCCAUUCCAUUCUAGAAAUUUGAAGUAUGUAACUUGAAAUCCUUAAUAAAAUUUGGAUUUAAUUUUAUAAAAUGUUCUGGUGAUAUUUUGGGUGUUUUUUUUUUUCUAAAUGAAUAUGUAUACUUUUUUUGAAGAGAGGAGAGUAGCGAUGUCCAGAGUGAGCUAUUCUGUGCUGAGGCCACUAUGUUCUCUAAAUCUACAAUUUUAAGAGCAACCUUACUACCCCUGCUAAAUGGAGUUUGUUAUUUGAAGACUAAAAUGGAAUUCCAUAGUUCCCGAUAGAUUAUAUUCUGAGUUAUCUACAAACAUUUUUGAGACACUUGAAGAUUUGUCUUUACACUCUGAUUAUAGUUUCCACCAGCCCAUGCAGACUGCCAAGUAGGUUUUGUUUUUGCCUGUUAGAAAUGGUGAAAUAUAGUCACUUACAAAGAAAACUUUGAUUAGAAAAAAUUUUAGCACUGUUUGCUUUAUGGUCAUUCAAGAAUGGUAAGUGUUCCACAGAUUCCACAAAUUGAUGAAUUUAUAGUUUAACAUGAAUGUCUGAAAGCCACAUAAUUCCUUAGGAUUCUUACAUUAGUAAAUCUAGCUUACUGAAGCAGUAUUAGCAUCACUAUUUUAGAUUGCAAAAAUAACUUAAUUCUGUGGAAUUGGCUUAUGGAAUGGUACUAAAGAAAAAUGGGAUUCUACCUCAUUUUCUGUUUUAGCAUACUUAACAAACAAACAUGAAAGGAUAUAUUAGCUUUCAUAGAAAUAUUUUUGUUCUGUGAAUAGGUUAAUGAUAUGGUAAGGCUCCUAAGAUAGUGGAAUUAACUGUUUAUAUUAAUAUUACUGCUAUUUAUAAACAGUAUGAAUUUGUAGGUUUAUCUGAAUUGUAGGCCAUUCCAUUAUUAAAAAUAAAGACAAAACUUGUAGUAACUUUGUGAAAAUCUUAUCGUGCUAUGUAGAAAUAUUGAACUAAUGUUCAAAUAUUUGGAUGCUUUGGUUUCAGGGAUUGGUUUAAAAUUGGAGUCCUUUUUAUGGGUUAGUCUUAACAAAAUUUAAGCCUUUAUAUUUUUGACUUUAAAUCAAAAAUGUUAUUUUAAAUGUACAGAAUAGAUUGAUAGUGCAGAAGACCAUGAGUUCUGCAUAGGAGCUUUAGAAAAAAAAUAUAUGCUAAUUCAGUUUUUUAAAAUCGUCUGCACUGUAUACACAUAAUUAUGAGCUUGGUUUUGUUUUUGAAAAUAUGUGUUCAUAAUUUAGGUAAUUUGCUACUUAAAGCACUAAGUCUCUGAUACCUGAAAAGUAAAUGUAAAUGGUGAUAGUGAAAUAAUACUGCAAUUAAGAGAUGUAUACUGGUGAUUUUUGUAUGCUAGAUUAAAACUCCAGAUAUUAAAAUAUAACCUGGAUAAAGAGCCAAGUUCUUGCCUGAUUAAGGAUCACUUACGUGACUACAGAAAUGGAAAUAUCCUUGUUGGUAUAUGAAAUUAUUUUACUUAAGGAUAAGUGCUUAUCCAUAAGAAAUUUUGAUUGAUGUGUUAUAUUUCCAAAAAUACAGUAUGCUUUGUAUCUUGUGUUUCUUCCUUUUGACAUCAAACUAUAAGGUUUUCCAGUUUACAGAAAUUAUUCUCUAAAAUCCUUAGUAUAGACAGUCACUGACUUACAAUGGUUCGUGUUAAGAUUUCAGCUUUUAUGAAUUUACUGGGUUAUUAAACACAUCUUCUACUUA
Cebus imitator (Panamanian white-faced capuchin) is the source of this 5470-nucleotide messenger RNA. It is a transcript of the gene NAP1L1, whose product is annotated as nucleosome assembly protein 1 like 1. Bases 421 to 1596 code for a protein of 391 amino acids. Gene Ontology annotation, cellular component: nucleus; chromatin. The transcript is spliced from 15 exons. Gene Ontology annotation, biological process: nucleosome assembly. Lineage: Eukaryota; Metazoa; Chordata; Mammalia; Primates; Cebidae. Gene Ontology annotation, molecular function: histone binding; chromatin binding. The record is from RefSeq and is a predicted model, not a curated record.